UAUUCAAAAUUCCUCAUAUAGCAUAUAACUCAAAAUAACACUACGAAUUAUUUAUAUCUUAAUUUUUCAUUAGAGUUGACCACAAAAACUUAUUAAAAUAGUGAGUGUUUUCAAAUAUCCGAUGAUGUAAACAGAGGGUAAAUGGCUGACAGUGUUUCAAGACGCCGCCAUUUUAUCAAAGUCUCCUUGUAUAUGCCUCUUAUCGACGCCUACAUUCUCUGCAGCAACUUAAGGCCCUCGCACAAGCAAGAUGGACUUUGAGGAGCAGCGGCGCCUGUUUGCCAUCACCAUCAACAGCAGUGGAGCACAGCAGCAGCCAGCACAGCACCACGCCGUAGCGAUGGCACCACAGCACACCCCAGGCGACACACACACGCACACGCACACACAGCAGCACCACGGGAGACUCCUGAUGCAGACCCACAUGGAGGCACCCCUUGCUGCGGCACAGCUCUCCGUGCACCACCACAGCCUGCCACAGCACCACCUCCAGCUGGCUGUGGGCACGGCAGCCAUGGUGGACGGCACUGUGGCUGCUGACCCUGGCACCUCCACCGCCACCGUCGUCGACAAGACCGUGGUGGUGACGGAGGCCAGCGAGGCGCCCCCAGACCACACAGCAGACACGGUGACCCAAGAUGUGACCUGCCAGCGCUGGUGUCUGGUGUGUGACCGAGGCCUGCCUGGCGCUGCGGAGGAGAGGAAGGACCCCCCCAUCAGCCUACACCGUGCCACCAUGACUAUAAGCCAAAGAAAACUAAGUGCCAUGCUGAGUCGCCUGGUGGGUCUGGCAGCACAGCGCGCCCACAGUGACGUGCUGUGUGGCCGCUGCUUUGGGCUGGUGGAGAAGGUGGAUGGCCUGGAGAUCGAACUAGCGGACACCAAGAUGGAGUUGAUGCAGCAUUACGAGAGCACGGUGGCACACAGGCAGCCCACAGCCGCUCGGAGGGGCAUCGAGAGGCCAUCGCUGGAGGUGGACGUGGAGUGGGAAGAAUCCAACGACUCAGAGCCAUUAGCCGACGACCUGGAUAACGACCCAGACUGCCUAGCUAACGGGGCAGUGGGUCGGCGCAGGAAGGGGGGGGGCACUAAGAAGGUUAAGAGGAAAGGAGGAAGGCCGAGAAAAGUGAGGCUGAGUGCUAAGGUGAAGCAGAUGGAAGGAGAGGGAGAGGGAGAGGGAGAGGGAGAGGGGCAGCCUAGGAAGAGAGGAAGAGGAAGACCAAGGAAGAAAGACAAAGAGGAGGAUGAAAUGAUUCCCCCUGGGGCACCCACCAAGGACUGCCCCUCUUGUAGAAAGGUGGUGCAUGCCAAGAAGUACCUGACUCACCUGUCCACACACCGCCUGUUCCCCUGCCCCUUCUGUGACGCCGUGUUCAAGAGGAAGGACAUCAAGACCCACCUGGCGGAGGCCCACCAGGAGGAGAUCCACUACCCGUGCACAGAGUGUGAUGAGGUGUUUGACACGUUCAUGCAGCUGCGCACGCACUGCCUGGUGGUGCACAUGGGGGUGGAGCGGGAGGAGUACGCCUGCAAGACCUGCGGCCGCAAGUUCUCGUCGCUGACGGGCCUCAAGGUGCACGUGGAGACCAUCCACGAGAAGACCCAGGUGCAUCAGUGUCCGGAGUGCAAGGAGCCCUUCAACCAGAAGGGCAACAUGCAGAACCACUACCGGCGGGUGCACCAGGGCCAGGAGGCGCGCAAGCUGCUGUGCCACAUCUGCACCAAGGGCUUCAUCUGCCCCAGCGACCUGCGCAAGCACAUCGAGCGCGUGCACCUCAAGAUCCGCAAGAACGAGGUGAUGUGCGAGGUGUGCGGCAAGCCCUUCUCCGACUCCCGCGCCAUGCGCAUCCACAUCAACGCCGUGCACACGCGGGAGGUGCAGCACCCCUGCCCCGAGUGCAAGAUGGUGUUCCACUCCCUCACCAACAUGGUGACGCACCGCCGCAGGAUGCACGGCGGGCCGGAGGGGCGGCGCAACGUGUGCGAGGUGUGCGGCAAGGGCUUCUGCUCCCCCAGCGACCUCAAGACGCACGUGCGGGUGGUGCACGACAACAUCAGGAAGUACGUGUGCGACAUCUGCGGCCAGGCCUUCAAGGUGUGCUCCCACCUCAAGUACCACCGCCGCAAGCACACCGGCGAGGCGCCCUACGAGUGCCCCCACUGCGGCAAGUGCUUCCACGGCCCCAGCCACAUCUCAGACCACGUCAAGAAGGUGCACAAGACUGUGUACAUCGGCACCAACCAGCGCCGGAAGCUCAACCUGCCGGACUCCGCGCCGCCGCCACCCCCGGGCAUGCUGCCGGCGCGCGACACCAAGGCCAAGCUGAAGCCUGCCUCACCGCCCCUGGCCAUGCCCCACACCACCUACUCCCAGCCCAUGCCCUGCUCUCUGCCCACCCCCGGCGUCACCACCUUCACCCCCGCCCACCACACACCCAACAUGCUGCCCCCGCCCCCCCCAGCCCAGCCCAACCCCCCCAUGCUGCACCCUCAGGGCAUCAUGGACCACCACAAUGCAUACACCAACUUCCAGUUCCAGGUGCAGGAGCAGACCCCCACCCAGCAGUCCCCCGUCCCCAUGGUGGUUCGCCUGCUGCAUGACCUCCAGUACCAGUAGCCCCACUAACACCCCAGUAAGCCCCCAGACGUCCCACACAGCCUGCAUGAGUCCCCAGUAAUUACUUACACCACAAAUUGUUCAUUGUAGCCCAGUAUUCACUAGUACAGUCAGGUUGGACCCAAGUAACCAGUUUUUACCACAGUUUAGACCUCAGACACUAUCCUUGUCCCAGUUAAAUCCCAGACAGCUCUUUUUAUUCCCCAGUGACCAGUAGAACAGCCAGUUUAAACCCAAUAACCAGUUUCUCCACCAGUUUAGAUCCCAGACAGUCUUCUAGCUUCCCUCACUUCUUUUUAUUCCCCAGUAACCAGUAAUACAAUCAGUUUAUACUCAGUAAUCAGUUUAAGCCAACAGACAAUCUAUUCUAGCUCCCAGUUACCAGUUUCUUCCCAGUUAUACCUUCAAGCAUUUAAUUUUCUACCCCAGUAUCCAGUCUCACCCCCACACGGACCCCCAUUAAGCCCUAAUAACAUAGUAUGCCAUCCUGGUUUCCGUUUUCUUUCCUUUUUCUGUCUUGACAAUAUUUAGUUCCAGUUAUUCGUUCUCAAUCUUGUCCUAAUUAUUUCACUGUUUCCUUAUUGUUAUUGUUAUUCCUUGUGUUUAUUUUUUGUCAUCUUUCCUUAUUCAGUUUUCUCAUUUCCUUUAUUUAUUUAUUUGUUUUAUUUUCUUUUUUUUUUGUCAUUACUUUCCACGGUUUUCCUGCUUUAUCACCCAUUUUCUAACAUCUAUCAUCAUUUCACCUUUAUUUUCUUCUAUUUAUACAUUUCCUUUAUUAUUUUUUGUUCGUUUUGUCAACUUUUAUAUUUGUUUUAUAUUUAUCCUCCCCUGUAUAUUUUCCUAUAUUCAUUUUUAUCUUUUCAUCUUUUUUAUAUGCUUUCCCUUAUUAUUUUCCAGUUAUCUUAUUUUUAUUCUAUCUUUAUCCUCUAUUUAUUAUUUUCCUUUAGAUUCCAUUUUUUUAUCAUUAUCUAUCGUUAUUUUACCAUUUAUUCAUUUUUUCUAUAUCCUAUCAUUUUUUUUUUUUAUCAAAUAUCGUUAUUUUAUCUUUUAUUCAUUUUUUUUUUUUAUUUCGUAUCAUCUUUUCUUCAUAAGUCGUAUUCCGUUUUAAUCUCCACCUCUCCUUUCCUAUCCAUUUAUCAUCAAGUACUUCCUUUUCCCCAAUCAUUCCAAAUUUAUAUUACGAAAACAGGAAGAAUAUAAAAUGAAAGCCACACACAAAAGUUAGAUCAAAUGCAUAUUAUUAGUAUUAUUUAUUUAUUUAUUUAUUUAUUUUUAUUUUUUUUGCCAUUAAGUAUGUAAAAAUUUAAUGUAUAUUUUAUGUAUUCAUGUAUUUCUUUUAUUUAAUUGUUUAUUUAUUUCAUGGAGUCCUUGUUUGGAAUUUUGUUAACGGCGUCACAAAUUAAUGUAUACGGUUAUAAUUUUUAUUGGUGUUAUAUAUUUUUAUUUUUUAUUUAUUUAUUUUUUUCUUUUAUCUGUGUGAUUACUGUUAUUCAAUUUGUAUCUCAGGCAUUAAAACUCUACUUUUAUCAUAUAUUUAAAAUACUUAGUAAGUCAAUCGCUGUUAUUGUUAUUUUUUUAAGGAUGACAAAUUAAUGUCCGUGUUUAUUAUUAUUAUUAUUAUUAUUAUUAUUAUUAUUAUUAUUAUUAUUAUUAUUAUUAUUAUUAUUUCUGUAUUUAUAUCAAUCUCAGGCAUCAGUUUUGUCAUAUUUAAAAGACUAAUAUAAGGUAGCGGAUGAGAGCUCUUUUUUUUUUUUUUUUCGUUAUUUUUGUGGAGAAUUGCAAUUUUUAUAACUUUAGGGUGUUGUAGCGGCAAGGAACACGAUGACUGAAACUUCAAGUGCAUAAUUCAGCUUAACUUAAUUGUAUAUAGUUAUUUUUUAGGGAAUAUUGGUAGAAAAAAUAGAAAUUGAAAUAUAUUUUUUGAAAGCGCCUAAUCUUACAAGGACGAGAGAGAGAGAGAGAGAGAGAGAGAGAGAGAGAGAGAGAGAGAGCAACAUACUAGGAAUAAAUGGAAAAUAACUUUUAUAUAAAACUUUUUUGUAUU
This is a messenger RNA of Scylla paramamosain (green mud crab), 4661 nucleotides long. Its product is annotated as zinc finger and SCAN domain-containing protein 12-like. NCBI's taxonomy places the organism in Eukaryota, Metazoa, Arthropoda, Malacostraca, Decapoda, Portunidae. The transcript has 8 exons. Gene Ontology annotation, molecular function: DNA-binding transcription factor activity, RNA polymerase II-specific; RNA polymerase II cis-regulatory region sequence-specific DNA binding. The record is from RefSeq and is a predicted model, not a curated record. The coding region runs from base 251 to 2617 and encodes 788 amino acids. Gene Ontology annotation, biological process: regulation of transcription by RNA polymerase II. Gene Ontology annotation, cellular component: nucleus.